GGCGGCCGACGCGGGUGCAUCUCCCCGCCUGCAGCUAAAGGAGCUGAGUCCAGCCGAGUUCGACUCACUUGUCUGCGAGCCUUCCCGCCGGCCCGCGAAGCCCGGCCAUGUCCUGCUACAUUUACCAGCUGCCCUCCUGGGUGCUGGACGACCUGUGCCGCAACAUGGACACGCUGAGCGAGUGGGACUGGAUGCAGUUCGCUUCCUAUGUGAUCACAGACCUGACCCAGCUACGGAAGAUCAAGUCAAUGGAGCGGGCGCAGGGCGUGAGCAUCACUCGGGAGCUGCUGUGGUGGUGGGGCAUGCGGCAGGCCACCGUCCAGCAACUGCUGGACCUCCUGUGCCACCUGGAGCUCUACCGUGCUGCCCAGAUCAUCCUGAACUGGAAACCUGUUCCUGAAAUCAAAUCUUCCAUCCCAGACUCCCUGGAUGUUGUGAAGCCCAGAAAGCCUUUUCCAGCUUCUGUACAAAAUGCUGAGGACAAACAGGAAAUGGGGCGGCCCAUGAGGCCAACCACUUUUCCAAGCCCAGGGCCCACUCUCUCCAGAGCCAGCCUCCCGGUGCCUCCUGAAGAUGCUCCUUCUUCCUUAAAAACUGACCUUCUCCCCUCAUCUGAUUCAAAGGAAGUCAGCACCUCUUUCCCUAAGAAGGAAACACUUGGAAACCUGACUGGAGACAACCUUUUCUGGAGUGAGGUGGACGUGGCCCAGGCAACUGAUAACUUCAACCCAAACCACAAAAUCAGCGAGGGGACCUUUGCUGACAUCUACAAAGGGCAAAGGCACGGCACGCCGUUUGUCUUCAAGAAGUUCCGAGAGAUGGUCGGCUCAGGUCCAGGAUUGACUGAAAAAUUCUUACAGGCAGAGGUACAAAUUUGUUGUAGAUGCUGCCACCUCAACAUCUUACCUCUGCUGGGCUUCUGCACCGGAGAACAGUUUUACAGCUUGAUUUAUCCAUACAUGACAAAUGGUUCUUUACAGGACAGACUUCAGGGUCAGGGUGGCUCAGACACCCUCCCCUGGCCCCAGCGUGUCAGCAUCUGCUCAGGGCUGCUUCAUGCUGUGGAGCACCUGCACGGCUUGGAGAUCAUCCACGGCAAUGUCAAGAGCUCCAACGUUUUGCUGGACCAAAACUUCACUCCCAAGCUGGCUCAUCCAAUGGCUCACCUGUGUCCUGUCAACAAAAGGUCAAAAUAUACCAUGAUGAAGACUCACCUUUUCCAGGCCUCAGCUGCAUAUCUUCCAGAGGAUUUCAUCAGAGUGGGGCAGCUGACAAAGCGAGUGGAUAUCUUCAGCUCUGGCGUAGUGUUAGCUGAGGUGCUCACCGGCAUCCCUGCUGUGGAUGCCGCCCGAAGCCCGGUUUACUUGAAGGAUUUACUCCUCAAUGAAAUUCCCAGCAGCACCAUGUCGCUCUGCUCCAGGAGGACGGACGUGGAGAAGGUGAUGGCCAAGGAGAUCUGCCAGAGAUACCUGGAGAAGAGAGUAGGGAGGCUACCCGAGGCCUGCGCUGAGGCCUUGGCCACUGCCGCCUGCGUCUGCCUGCGGAGGCGCAACGCCAGCCUGGCCGAGGUGUGUGGCUCUGUGGCUGCUGUAGAAGAGCUGCUGAGGAGUCAGGACAUGUCGGUCUCUUGGAGUGGGCUUUCUGAGGGCACAGGUUCUUCCUCCAACACCCCGGAAGAAACGGAUGAUGUGGACAAUUCCAGCUUGGAAUCCUCCAGCUCCAUGAGGGAGGCCCCCUGGGCUGGGGCUGCCGCCUUGCCUCACCCCACAGUGGAUGGAGAAGGCAGGCUGCCAGCCAGCGGGGAAAUGGAAGCUGACUCCUCCUCUGAAGCCUGCACCUGUCCAGAGCCUCCCCAGGAUGCUACAGAGACUUCGUGGAAAAUUGAGAUCAAUGAGGCCAAAAGGAAACUGAUGGAGAAUAUUCUGCUUUACAAAGAAGAGAAACUGGAUAGCAUUGAGCUCUUUGGCCCCUGAUGAUUUGAACACAGCUGAGAACCAUGUUCUUCCAUUGGAAAGAUGCAUGUCUAAUCAAGAAAAAGAUCUGAGGCAGAAUCAAGAUCUCCCAGGAAACACCAACCAUCAGCUUCCCUGGAGGGGAGAGACACUUCUAUUUUGCCAGAGUGGGUUGGGGGGAGACAAGACCUCUGCUUUCAGGGACACAAACAUCCAAGUCCUCUUCCUUUCUGAGAUUUGUCAAUCAGAGCUCAGAGUUAUCAGGAGACUAAAGGGGAAACCGUGGUACAUGGGCUCAGGAUGUGGGCAAUUUUGGGGUUCUAGGGAGUGUGUGACAAUAACCACCCAGGAGAUGCCAUUACCCUUGACUGCUGAUACAGCAUUCUGAGCACCACGGGCACUUUCCAAAGUUAAGAUCUCUGGGUAAUACUUGCCACCAAUGGCCUGCAAACUUCCAUGACCCAGAAGACUUUCAACUCAUAUCCCAGUGCAAUUCUUCACUCCCUCCUCAGGGUCUUAAGUUUUACAAAUGCCAGACACCUGGCAGAGGGUUCUAGAAGUUUUCUGCUUUCUCUUUUGGAAAUCUUGCAACCCACAGAUAUUUAUUUAAUGCACACUCUGCACCUUUGUCCUCCCAUCCCACUAAUGCUAAUAUUUUUAAUAAAGCUUUUAGAGAAUAUGUAUUAUUUAUGGCUGGAUGAAGAACCAGGAGACCUAGUUUCAUGUUUGAUUCUGCUGCUAACUAAGCCAAUCAUUUACUUUCCAGAACCUCUGUUUCCUUGUAAGUAUCAUGCACUCAUUCUCCUUCCCUGGGCUGUUGCAGAGGGAUGGGUGAGACAUGGCUACAGAAGCAUUUUGAACAUGCACUUGUCCUGUUCUACAAAAUAAAAAAAAAAGACAUUGAACAUUUAUUUGUGCCAUGUACCUAACAUUUAUGCAGUGGAUAUAUUUCUAAAAAGUCAUGUUGCAAAGCUUUUUGUGAAAUGCUAUUUUAAAUUCAUUGUGUCCUAUUUUAAAUAAACCUAAUAUAGUGAUUCCUCCCUUUUUUAAUAAAAUAAAAAUACAUUGGUAAAGUCAA
Messenger RNA from Phacochoerus africanus (Common warthog), 3030 nucleotides. It is a transcript of the gene IRAK2, whose product is annotated as interleukin 1 receptor associated kinase 2. The record is from RefSeq and is a predicted model, not a curated record. Gene Ontology annotation, molecular function: protein binding; ATP binding; protein kinase activity. NCBI's taxonomy places the organism in Eukaryota, Metazoa, Chordata, Mammalia, Artiodactyla, Suidae. Gene Ontology annotation, cellular component: plasma membrane; cytoplasm; nucleus. Gene Ontology annotation, biological process: intracellular signal transduction; protein phosphorylation; interleukin-1-mediated signaling pathway. The transcript has 13 exons. The coding region runs from base 108 to 1973 and encodes 621 amino acids.